UUAAUAAAGUACAACACAUGUUCAUGUGAUAUUAUUUAUCAAACGUGUCCGUUUUUGUCUUGCAAUACUUCAAUUAUAUAAGCAGUCAGUGUAAGUUUACAGGUUUAUCAAUACUUGUGUUUUUCCGGAGAAACAAAUAAGAUAUCCACCUGAUGAUGCAGACAAUGUCCGUACUUAUCAAUAUUGUUUUGGCGAUAACGAUCAUUCAGAAUGCUGAUUGUAAUGGCCCAUACCUACAAAAUUGUGAAACUGAUUUACAGUGUCCAGACGGCUACGCAUGUCUUCGGCCAGGCUAUGGUGAAGCGAGUGCAAAAGCACAGAUGAAAUGUUACCCAUGUUGCUGUCGGGAAAAAACACAGUGUUAUAUAAAAAGCAAAUUAAGUGGCAUAAACUGCGACUGUGGAGACUCUGGGUAUACAGGUGCUUGUUGCGAAACAGAUAUAAAUGACUGUUACAACAAUUCCUGUCUUAAUGACGGUACAUGUAUUGACGGAGUCAACAAUUAUACCUGUAUAUGCCCAGAAGGAUUCUCUGGAAGGAAUUGUGAAACAGAUAUAAAUGACUGUUACAACAAUUCCUGUCUUAAUGACGGUACAUGUAUUGACGGAGUCAACAAUUAUACCUGUAUAUGCCCAGAAGGAUUCUCUGGAAGGAAUUGUGAAACAGAUAUAAAUGACUGUUACAACAAUUCCUGUCUUAAUGACGGUACAUGUAUUGACGGAGUCAACAAUUAUACCUGUAUAUGCCCAGAAGGAUUCUCUGGAAGGAAUUGUGAAACAGCCUUAAAACCACCAACAUGCAUGGCAAACAAUAACUGUUUUAAGACAGCUUCAGAGUGUGGAACUGGCUGUUACAUAGAGGAACAAGAUCAAGAUGAAGUUAUCUCGAAUACAUGGUCAGCUUCGUUUGCGUUAAUAAUCUUUCCUUAUGCCACAGUUGAAAGGUGCCGAAAUAGAUGCUUAACCUUUAAUACUUGUGUUGCAUAUGCUUUUAACCCAACAGGAAGAUCUUGCUACCUAUAUACCACUACACCUGCAGAGGGGUUGGUUACAGAAUAUUCAAAUACUGAUGACCUAUACGUACUGAGAUGCUCAAGCUGUUAGAAUGCGGAAGAUUAUUGAUUCUGAAAAUGGACUUUGUAUUGCUAUUACUUUUAUCUUAUGAAACAUGCUUGGAGCCAACGUUUAAAAAUAAAUGUAUGGACAGUUUGUACAUGAAUUAAAAGAAUUGCAAAACAAAACU
Ruditapes philippinarum (Manila clam) is the source of this 1242-nucleotide messenger RNA. Its product is annotated as fibropellin-3-like. Gene Ontology annotation, cellular component: plasma membrane; protein-containing complex. Gene Ontology annotation, molecular function: calcium ion binding. The transcript is spliced from 10 exons. NCBI's taxonomy places the organism in Eukaryota, Metazoa, Mollusca, Bivalvia, Venerida, Veneridae. The record is from RefSeq and is a predicted model, not a curated record. Gene Ontology annotation, biological process: establishment or maintenance of epithelial cell apical/basal polarity; heterophilic cell-cell adhesion. The coding region runs from base 153 to 1103 and encodes 316 amino acids.